UUUUUUAAAGCUUUAAUUUCAUACUAUAUAAAUAUUUCCAAACAUGAGCGUACUUAUAGAAACAUCUCUCGGCGACCUAGUCAUUGAUCUUCACCACGAAUCCUCACCCAUCCUUGCUCGUCAUUUUCUCACCCACUGUUUUCUCAAAACUUAUUCCUUCUCACGUAUCCACCAGAUCCAAUCCAACUACACAGCGCAAACUGGAAAACAACCCUCAUCAUCAACCUAUAUUCCUGCCUAUUUCCCACCCAAAUCCACACACCACCACAAGAGGGGCACAGUUUCCUUAACUGUCACUAAUCAAACCACGCGAGGAAUUGAUGGAAUAGUCGGCACUGAGUUUUUUUUCACACUCGGUGGAGCUGCAUCGCUGGAGCAUUUGGACGGAAGACAUGCGAUUAUUGGCGAAAUCACAGAGGGGUUGGAUGUGUUGGAUCAGAUUAACCAUGCAAUGUGUGAUUCCAAAGGCGCGCCACUGAAGGAUAUACUUUUGCGGCAUCUUAUUGUUCUCCACGACCCGUUUAGUAUAUCCUCAUCAUUGUCCCUGCUACCUAGUUCGCCGCUGUUGCCCGAUAGGGAUCAGCUUGAGCGCAUUGAGGCCGGAGAUAAAUUGCAGUUGGAUUCGGGAAUAUCAGAUAAAUCGGAGGAGAGGAAGCGCCUUAACCUGGAGAUGAUCGGCGACCUUCCCUUCGCAGACAUCAAACCGGCAGAAAACAUUCUCUUCGUAUGUAAGCUCAACCCGUUAACUAAUGACGAAGAUCUGCGUACGAUAUUCUCAAGGUUCGGCAAAAUAAUCUCUUGCGAUGUUGUCAGAGAUCCCGUUGAUAAGAGGUCUUUGGGUUAUGCGUUUGUGGAGUUUUCUGAGCGCAGGGCUUGUGAGGAGGCGUAUUUCAGAAUGGAGGGGGUUUUAGUUGAUGAUCGUAGGAUUCAUGUGGAUUUCUCGCAGAGUGUGGCAAAGGUUGCUGGGAAAUGGACGAGAACAAGGGGGGGUAGAAAUGGUGCAGGUGGUGGUUUGGGAGCAGGGCUGAGGAUGAAGCGGCAGCAGAGGGGGGGAGCGGCGGAGCGGAGAGGUGAGGAGUAUGAGAUGGUCUUUGAUACUGGUACCAGAGAGCAGCGCAGAGCUGGCAGUGGAUCCAGCAGACACCGUAGCCGCAGCCCGUCAUCACACGGCAAACACGGCAAAUAAAACAAACUAGAAAAAAUAUUUAUAUCAAU
Molecule: messenger RNA, 1215 nt
Organism: Kickxella alabastrina
Lineage: Eukaryota; Fungi; Kickxellomycota; Kickxellomycetes; Kickxellales; Kickxellaceae
Product: cyclophilin-like domain-containing protein
Exons: 2
Coding region: 44-1186 (380 amino acids)
Biological process (GO): protein peptidyl-prolyl isomerization
Cellular component (GO): nucleus
Molecular function (GO): RNA binding; peptidyl-prolyl cis-trans isomerase activity
Source: RefSeq, a predicted model, not a curated record